AUGACAUUGCAACUUCAGCUUAUUAAUUAUGACAUCUACAAUAAUUCAAACUUGAAUAUCAGUAGCUCAGAACGGGCUAUGAAUGCCUUCACCACAAAUGUUCACGAUUUUACUAAAAAAGUUGUUGUUGUAAAGAUUUUGAUGAAGAUGUACUGUUCAUCCUUCCAGAAGUUGGAAACGAUAAUUUUGCGAAAUACGAAUCGGGAAGGACGUAGAGUCUUAGGAGCCACUUUUGAAGAUAUCGAUACGCCAACUUUGCGAGCUUACAUCGGACUUUUGAUUCUUGCAGGAGUGUACCGAUCUAACAAUGAAGCAACUGAAAGUUUGUGGGAUGCUGAAAUAGGACGUCCAAUUUUUCGAGCCGUCAUGUCGAACAAAACGUUCAAGAAGAUCUCACGAUUCAUUCGUUUUGAUGAUCGGUCCACGAGGAGUAGCCGCCGGGAAACAGACAAGUUUGCACCCAUCCGCGAGCUGUGGGACUCGUGGGUAGAUAUUUUACCAAAACUCUACAAUCCGCAAAAAAAUAUUACCAUUGACGAGCAGCUGGUUCCCUUUAGGGGCAGAUGUCCUUUCAGGCAAUAUAUGCCAAUGAAACCUGCUAAAUAUGGAAUGAAGAAUUGGGUAGCUUGCGACAGCGGUACAAGCUACGUCUGGAAUAUACAACCUUACACCGGAAGAAUAAACAAUACACCAGAAAGAAAUCAAGGAAUGCGAGUCGUUCAAGACCUGACUGCUGGAUUGAAAGGUUACAACAUUACGGUAGAUAAUUUUUUUACAUCCUAUGAACUUGCACAAAAGCUCUUGAAACGAGGGAUUACAUCAGUUGGAACAAUUCGAAAAAAUAAACCUUCGAUUCCGAGAGUUCUUUUGGAAUCAAAGAAGUGGCCUGCACAAAGUUCGAAAUUCGCAUUUACCAAAGAUACGACGUUGGUUACGUAUGUACCAAAGAAAAAUCGAAGCGUUAUUUUACAGAGCACACUACAUACUACUAAUUCUAUAAAUAAUAAGGAGAAUAAAAAACCGCUUAUCAUCGAAGAUUAUAAUGCGUCGAAAGGUGCGGUAGAUACUUUGGAUAAACUUGUCGCUUGCUACUCAACGAAAAGAAAAACUAAAAGAUGGCUAGUAGCAGUUUUUUGCAACAUUAUUGAUAUAUCGUGUUAUAAUGCAUUUAUAUUGUUUACUCAGGUAGAACCGGAUUGGAACAAAAGUAAACUCUACAGGCGGCGACUUUUUUUGGAGCAGCUCGGUCGCGCACUGGUGAAUCCAUAUAUGCAGAUGAGGAAGUCUCUUCCUAGAGCCUUAGCGUCUGCAGACAUUGUAUUGAAAAGCAGAAAUUUAACUGAUGACACCAAUAACACUACAACAACAAAAGAGGAAUCUGCCAAAAGAGGACGAUGCAAAUUUUGCCCUAAAGACAUAAAAACCUCAUUUACUUGUAACAAUUGUAAAAGAAACGGGAUAGGCGUUGCACUGGCUAACGAGUGUAAUUCAAUUCUAAUCAUAACAUGUGCACCUCAACUCCCGCGACCAUAA
This is a messenger RNA of Hermetia illucens (black soldier fly), 1533 nucleotides long. Its product is annotated as piggyBac transposable element-derived protein 4-like. NCBI's taxonomy places the organism in Eukaryota, Metazoa, Arthropoda, Insecta, Diptera, Stratiomyidae. The record is from RefSeq and is a predicted model, not a curated record. The transcript has 4 exons. The coding region runs from base 1 to 1533 and encodes 510 amino acids.